Molecule: messenger RNA, 1015 nt
Organism: Fomitopsis serialis
Lineage: Eukaryota; Fungi; Basidiomycota; Agaricomycetes; Polyporales; Fomitopsidaceae
Exons: 7
Coding region: 193-930 (245 amino acids)
Biological process (GO): protein polyubiquitination; positive regulation of proteasomal ubiquitin-dependent protein catabolic process; ubiquitin-dependent protein catabolic process
Cellular component (GO): ubiquitin ligase complex; cytoplasm
Molecular function (GO): ubiquitin protein ligase activity; ubiquitin conjugating enzyme binding; metal ion binding
Source: RefSeq, a predicted model, not a curated record
CCGACGUCGACCGCAUGAUCCGUUUUCCAGAGGCUAUCUUUUGGAUGACAGCGUGGACGGCGUUUGGGUAGAGAGCACCCCCGAGCCUGCAAGACGCGACGCCGGUUGGCUACGCAACAUCCUCAACGUGGUAGGCCGUGAUGAUUCGUCGUCCAGUGCCUCCGGCUUUAAGUCAAGAACCCUCAUGUUGCUAUGCCUGGCCGAAAAUCCGUUGCUUGGCAGGACGCGAGUAUCGCUGCAGCGUUGCAGCGAGAGUUUGACCGCGAGCAUUCGCAACUAGUUCGUGAGAUGGAAGACUUGAAAUUGGCACAGACGAGCCCAUUUCACUGUGCUAUAUGUUUUGAGGCAUGCCCCAUCGACGAUGUUGCAUGGGUCGAGCCAUGCGGACAUCAAUUCUGUAGGGACUGCUUACGCGGUUCCAUCGGGGCAAAAAUCGAGGAGCACCAGUACCCAAUCUUGUGUCCGUCGUGCGUUGUGGGCACAGAGAAAAAGGAGUUGGGAGUGAUAAACGAUUCGCUUGUGCAACAGCUUGGCCUGACAGAGAAGCAAUACGAGGCGUUCAACGAAAUGCAAAUGGCCGCGUUCUCGGUCGUGAUACAUUGUCGCAAGUGCCAGAACACUAUGUUCGUUGACAAGGCGGAAUUUGCGACUACCGAAUUCCUGACCUGUCCUCUGCGGGGGUGCCAACAUGUAUGGUGCAAGAAUUGUUCCCAAGAAAUUGUCGGCGAUGUACAUGAGCAUACGUGCGAUGGCACGUCCGAAUUCAAACAUCUCAUGCAAGAGCGGGGAUGGAGAUAUUGUCCAGGUAAGUAUCAAGCUCUGACUCAGAUAACGGCCCUGUCGUUGCUUCGACACUUCUGCUGGCGCUGCGGCGAAUCAAUCACUCAGGCUAAAUGUCGACUCUUCGAAUACGACGAUGAGGAUGCUUGAGGUUAUGUUCAUGGGUAAGUUGCGUUGAUCGCGCCCAAUCGCAGGUACUUUGAUAGAACUUUGCAUAUAUUCCGUUAACACAUCA